Molecule: messenger RNA, 1663 nt
Organism: Leptinotarsa decemlineata (Colorado potato beetle)
Lineage: Eukaryota; Metazoa; Arthropoda; Insecta; Coleoptera; Chrysomelidae
Gene: Mgat2
Product: alpha-1,6-mannosyl-glycoprotein 2-beta-N-acetylglucosaminyltransferase
Biological process (GO): oligosaccharide biosynthetic process; protein N-linked glycosylation
Cellular component (GO): Golgi membrane; Golgi stack
Molecular function (GO): alpha-1,6-mannosylglycoprotein 2-beta-N-acetylglucosaminyltransferase activity
Source: RefSeq, a predicted model, not a curated record
UUGACUUUGAUGUGUUUCUUGUGCCUCUAGGAAAAAGUAUAAACAAAUCACAAUCUGACAAGCGGAAACUGAAACGAAAAAGGCCCUAAUAAUUGAUAGGGUCAGAAAACAGUGAUUUUCAUAAGACGUUUCUGUUCUGUAACCAAAAACAUGUACAGUAUUAUCGUUAUAAACUAUUAGUUAUUUAGUACUUGAGCCUUGAGUAGCAAAAUGUGGCACCACAAAAAUGUAUUGGAUUAUAUACGAACCGGUUCAGUGAUAUUCCUGAUGAUUUUCAUAUGGCUGCACCUCAACUUUUCAGAUCUAGACGAACCUUCUUCAAAAUACUCCAAGUUGAACAAUGCCGAUGCGGUGAUUUCGAGUGCGAAAUCUCCAGAACCACCAAUCACCUCUGUUUAUGAAGAAAUAUUAAGUAAUAUGCCCAAUAUAUCCACCAUAAAACGAAAAAUAGCUCAAUACAACCAGGAACAAGUCGUUCACAACGAGCACAAAUUCCAACCGCUUCAGAAUGACUCGGUUGUCAUCGUCGUUCAGGUACAUGAUCGAAUUGCUUACUUACGCCAUCUAGUAGCGAGUCUCGCAAGAGCGUUUGGUAUAUCGGAAGCGCUUCUCGUUUUUUCGCACGACUUUUACGACGAAGAAAUAAACAGUCUUGUAAAAACCAUCGACUUUUGCAAAGUAACGCAAAUGUUCUACCCAUACUCCACGCAAACUCAUCCUAGUGAAUUUCCCGGGGACGAUCCGAGAGACUGUCCUAGGGAUAUGACGAAAGAAGAAGCAGCUGUAAAGAAAUGUAAUAACGCCCUCUAUCCUGACGUGUACGGACACUACCGGGAGGCGAAGUUUGCCCAAAUAAAACACCACUGGUGGUGGAAAGCCAAUCGAAUAUUCAGUCGACUCGAAGCAAUGGAAAACCACACCGGCCCCGUCAUUUUCCUGGAAGAAGACCAAUAUGUCGCAGAAGAUUUCGUUUACAUGCUGAAGUUGAUGGAAAAACACUGCAGAAUAUUUUUCAAACACUGCAACAUCCUCUCCUUGGGGACGUAUUUGAAUGCUUACGAUUACCGUCUGGAUUCCGGAAGAGUGGACGCAUCCCCUUGGAUAGGGGGGAAACACAACAUGGGGAUGGCUUUCAACCGAUCUACGUGGAAUCAGAUAGCCGAAUGCGCAACCGAUUUCUGUGAAUAUGACGACUACAAUUGGGACUGGUCUCUCCAACACUUGUCUCAACGAUGUUUGAAACACGAACUCCAAGCUGUGUCCGUUCGAGCUCCAAGGGUUUUCCACAUUGGGGAAUGCGGGGUCCACCAUGCGAAAAACGAUUGUGGUCUGACUUCGGCCAUUUUGAGAGUUGAACGUGUGCUCAAAAGUGCCAACAGUCACUUGUAUCCUGGUCACUUGAUAUUAGGGAGUUCGACAGAUUUGAAAAGUAAACGGGUCAACAGGAACGGGGGUUGGGGGGAUCGAAGGGAUCACCGCCUAUGUCUGGACAUGACAAUUCGUUGAUUCUGUCGAAGCUAUUUUCCGGGUUGUUUGGCCGUGGUUUGCACGGUCAAACAACCUUUGAUAAUAUCAAACGUAGUAGUUGUGAAAGUAGUAGUAGGUCAUGAAAGUUUACAUUCUUUGAAUUCGUUGUUUAAUGUUUGGUACCUACUGAAUGAAA